AUGAAGACCCCGUCUGCCGACUCUGCACGGGCACUGGUCCAGGCGGCCCUGUUAGCCCGCCUCUGCAACCGAUACCACGAUCUGGGCGCCUUUGCCUCCGAGCCCCUCCAACAGCGGAUUCAUUUCCUCGUCAAACCCGAUGCCUCCAACCUCAGGGACCUUCUCAUCUGGGACUUUCCUGCCUUUACCGCCACUGGCGCCGAUCCAACCACAACUACGGCUACGGCUACUACUAAUCCGACUACGCCUGCGUCAUGGACUCCCGUGCAGAUGCAAGACUUCAUUGACCAACAUUGGUCUGCAGACCAGCUCCCGCUCGACCCUCCCAGUUGUUUUUCCAGAUCUUGGGAAACCACCCCCGUCCUUGUCAAGGCCUUGGAUCCAGAAACUGUCCAGGCCAUAGUCCCCAUUGGUCAACAGGACGGCACCAUCUUAGUCAUCGUCUUGCUCGCUGAACUCGACAGGAACCAGAACUCGCCCGCCACGGAAUCGGUUUGGAAAUACCAUAACAUGGUCACCGUGCCAGCCCAGGUUGAUCUCCAGACACGGGGGUGGAAUCUUCUGACCGACCAGUCUCAGCUACCCAUUACAAUCGAGAAGCCUCCAGAGCAGGUUUCUUUUGAUUCUAAGGAGGAAUGUACUAAGGAGGAGGAAGAGGAGGAAGAUGAUGAAGAUGAUGACGAUGAUUAUUGGGGCCAGUACGGCGACGCAGCGGAUGAUUCCUCCGCAGAAGAGACCGUUGACCAGGAACAGGCCCCUAAGCGACCUUCAGACGCUACUAUCCCCAACGUAACCACGCAAGACGACGACGACGACGACGACGAUUACUGGAGAAAAUAUGCUGAGCGCCAAGAAGAGCACGAGAAACUCGAACGGAAAAGACAGCUACAGCUACAGCAACAGGAACAAGAACAGCAGCAACAGCAACAGCAACAGCAGCUACGAGACCACGACUCAACUGUUGAAGAGACAAUUGCCGCAACCCAUGAGCAGGACAUAAAAGCCGGCUUGCUACCCACAUCAUCCACCCCACUCGGCCAUGUUGAUCCAACCAUGCUCUCAUCCUUACUAGACAUGUUAAUCGAGAAAUCGGGACAGCUCCCGCCCGACAGUCCUUCCUUACCAACGGAAACCGUACCGUCGCAGGAGCAGCUGCAGGAUAUGAUGCCGGGCCACACGCGCAUCCCAGCCCACGCGUCCGUCGUCGUUACACCAAACACAGGCACGUCCUCGUUCUCUCGGGAUGAGAGCGCUCGUACCAGGGUCUUUCAAUCUUUACGAUCCGCCGCCCAGCAGGCUAUGCUCGCUGGACUCUCCAAGGACGAUGUCUUUGGUAUUCUUAGCAACGUAUAUGAUUCUUUCGAAUAA
Molecule: messenger RNA, 1368 nt
Organism: Gamsiella multidivaricata
Lineage: Eukaryota; Fungi; Mortierellomycota; Mortierellomycetes; Mortierellales; Mortierellaceae
Exons: 2
Coding region: 1-1368 (455 amino acids)
Source: RefSeq, a predicted model, not a curated record